AUGCAGCACCUGUGUGCAGUGAAGAGCCACACCUCUCCAGCCUUUAAACAUCCAACCAGGAGGACUGGUUUAGCCCAGUGACCAGGCUUCAUUACUGACAAUCUCUCUCUCUCUCUCUCUCUCUCUCUCUCUCUCUCUCUCUCUCUCUCUCUCAAGCACAUACAUUCCAGUCACACAGUUUCACUGAAACCAACCACUUGUCAACAUCUAUCUCUGUGGAUUUCACUUUUACCUACGGAUCCCAUCUCCUACAUAUGUGAACAUUCUUCACCUGCUGAUCUCACCUAAUUUACCAGUAGAUCUUGCCUAACUUAAAUGUGGAAACUCAACUUUAACUUUUUACUUGUCUGUCACACUUUUACCUGUGGAUUUAAUCUUUAGACCUCACUUUAACCUUCUGACGCCCCCUUUUAAAUCUGUACUGCUCAUUUACCUGUGGAUCUCACCUGAGGACCUCACCUUUAGGGAUCUCACUUCUACCUGAGGAUCUGACUACUACUUGUCCCAGGAGAGAUGUCUCGUCGUGCCAGUACCUUGGACCUGGACAUUACCAGCAAGUACAGCACUUUGGGAGGGCAGGCCCAACGGCGCUCCACUACCCUGAGUUCCCAGUCUCAGCCCAAAACCUCCAAGCCAGGCGAUGUCUUUUGUGACUUCUGCACCACUCGGAAACAAAAGGCUGUGAAGUCCUGCCUACUGUGCCUGACCUCCUACUGUGAGACCCACCUCCAGUCCCACUAUGAGUACCCAGCCUUGAUGAAACACAAGCUGGUGAAGGCUACGAGCCAGAUGAGGGAGAAGAUCUGUGCCCAGCACGACAAGCUGCUGGAGGUGUUCUGCCGCACAGACCAGACCUCAGUCUGUGUCCUCUGCAUGAUGGAUGAACACAAGCGCCACGACACUGUGCCGGCUGGCACCGAGAGGAUUGAGAAACAAAAACAGCUGGGGUCCACUCUAAUGAAGUCUCAGAAGAGGAUUGAUCAGAGAGUGAAGAAGUGGACAGACCUUCGCCAGGCUGUGGAGUCAGUCAAACACUCUGCACAGGCGGUGUUGGAUGAGAACGAACGUAUCUUCACAGAGCUGCUGCGCUCCAUAGAGAGAAGGUACAUAGAGGUGAGAGAGCUGGUGCGAGCCCAGGAGAAGACCACAGUGAUCCAGGCUGAGGGACUGUUGGACCGUCUGGAACAAGAGAUAACUCUGCUGAGGAAGAAACACACUGACCUGGAGGAACUCUCCCACACUGACGACCACAUACACUUCCUACAGAGCUGGCAGUCUCUGUCUGGUCCCUCUGGGUAUGAGGAUCUAAACAAUGUCACUGUCGUUCCAUACUACUCCUUCGAUGGAGCCAAGAGAGCCAUCGCUGCGUUGAAGGUGCAAGUGGAGGAAAUCAACAAGACGGAAAUCAGCAAAAUCGCCUCAGCAGUCAAAGAGGUCCACAUUAUCCAACCACUAGAUCAUAUGGCACGAGAAGAACUUGAAACCAAGACAAGAGAAUAUUCAGAACCUAAGACAAGAGAGGAUUUCAAGAAAUACCUGGUCCAGCCGACCCUGGAUGUCAACAGUGCCCACCCCAACCUGUACCUAUCUGAGGGCAACACUGUAGCCAAGAUGAUGAGCGAACCCAAGAACUACCCAGACCAUCCAGACAGGUUCGACCAUUGGCAGCAGCUGCUGUGUAAGGAGGGUCUGUCAGGGAGUCGCUGCUACUGGGAGGUGGACUGGAGAGGAACGGAGAUAGACAUCGCCGUCACCUUUCAGAGCAUCAACCGCAAGGGCAACAGCAACGAAUGCAGCCUGGGUUGGAACGACAAGUCCUGGAGCCUGUACUGCUCUGAGGACAAAUAUUCCUUUGUGCACAAGAACCAGAGCACAGAUAUAGCCAAGCCCAGGUCCUCAAGGGUAGGAGUGUAUGUGGACCAGAUAAAGGGGACUCUGGCAUUUUACAGUGUGUCUGAUAGCAUGAACCUCCUUCACAAAGUACAGACCACCUUCCUAGAGCCUCUCUACCCUGCCUUCAGUGUGUGGGGCUUUGGUUCCAGUGUGAAACUAGUGUAAUGAUUGAGUGGGAAACACUAAAUGGGGGUCUUGAACCAGCGACCCUAUGGUUACAGAGAAAUCUCACUAAAUCUGUGCCAUAAAGGUCCAGACCUCUUGAAGUUGUUGUAUGCUUACAGACAGGGAGGCUACCCUGUAUGAGCAUAUUGUUUGAAAUGUACCUGUAAAUAGAUUGAUGCUCAUUAUAAAGUGUGUAUAAUUCUGUACCUACAAUAGAUGAAUUACAUUUGAAUACCUAUGUAAUUGCAGAGAGAUACAAUGUUUUAUAUUUUAUGAAGAAAAAAAAGAGAAAAGUGAGUGAUGGGACGGAAUCUGCUCUGACAGUUCGGUGAGACCAUUACUGUUGGAUGUUAUUGGACCUUUCUGUCCUGUAUUACUUACCUUUCUUUCCCUUUUAUAAUAAUCAGAUAUUGUAUAAUCAUAAUGAAUGUAAGAAAAGUGGACCCUACCCUAUGGUAUUCCCACUGGGCACACAAUGUACUUUCAACAUGGAGAAUUGGGUAAUAUUUGAUUGUGAUGUUGAUAAAUUAAUUAACAACCAAAAAUCACUCAAAAAGACAGUCAAAAGUUAAUUGAAUUUCCAAUGUGUUAUCACUAUGCUUUCAACCAUCUAAAAGCACAACCAAAUUCCAAUAGAAAAACAAUUUGAUUUUUGGUUUAGUUUGUCACCCAAAUGUCUAUCACUGCGCUUUCAACCGUUUAAAAGCACAGAAAACUUCAAAUGGGAAUAUGUCAGAUAUUUUCUUUAUUUGUACAACAUAUUAAUGUGUUAUCGAUGUUCUUCAUCUAAAAUAAGAACCAAAUGACCUGGGCCCGGUUUCCAGAUAGCAAUGGAAUUUAGGCUUGAAUGAAUGAUGAAUGAUCUGAAUGAUGCUUUGUUGCAAAAAAAGGCAGAAGCUGUAACAUUUCCCAAAAGACCAUGCAGAGAGAACGUUCCCUGACUUUAAGUACUCAUUGAGGCAUAGGCCUACAGUCGAUACUGAUAGGACAGAAAGAAAGUCAAAUUUGACCUUAACAUUAUAAUUAUUCCACAAUACUGACAAAGGCUCCGCUCCUUGAAAGAUAUUAUCACCUACGGCUGCAAAUAUUGUGGCGGCUUAUUCUAAUGCUUAAUCUACCCUAUAAUGACUAAAAUGUCAAUGUAAAUCAAGACUUUGCAUAUCAUUAAGCACAUGUUGUUAAACAUCAUUAGAUUAGAUCUGAGUCAAAAAUGACAGACUGUAGGCAGCCUACAAUUAGAAAAAUAUGAAAUGACAUUGAUUUCAAUAUCGUUGAAUUACAAAAAAAGAGACCAUGUUUGUAUGCGGCUUUUUAAAACUCAGUUAUAUAUAUAUAUGAGGGCUGAGUAAUGAGGGCUGAGGGCUGAGUAAUGAGGGCUGAGGGCUGAGUAAUGAGGGCUGAGGGCUGAGUAAUUAGAAUGUUCUACUUAAGGUGUGUUUGCAUAAUAUUUAUUUGUUGAAUGUUUAUGUGUUAUUAUGCUGUGAUAUGUUGAAAUGUAUUAUAUAUUCGCCAUUGAUAUGAUAACUAUGAGAAGUAGGCUAUUGAUUGUGAUGGAAUUUAUGAAAUAGCCUACCUGUUUAGGUGCAUAUUGGAUUGGCCCAGUAUUAGGGGUUGGGUUUGUAAUUUCAGGGGAAUUGAGAAGUCACAGUGCUCUCUUUAACUCAGCUGUGUGAGGAAUUAUUUAUGCUUUGACAAAGUUAUAGGCACUCUGGCUAUGGUGCUCUACCUUAGAAGCCGGUCUUAGUGUCUGCAUAUGAGCCAUUUGGCUUAUUUGUUUGUUAUUUUGGAAUUCUUCAUCUAUAUGUCAGUGUUCGUUAACAUCUUGUAAAUAUCCAUGGAUCCAGCAUUUUACAUUGGAUUAGAAUUUUUUUAAUCAUCAUAAACUGUUGUCUUUGAGAGUGAAAUUUCAACCACAGGAUUAUGUCAUCAUGGUAACUAAAUUUCAACAUAGACAAAUAUGUUGAAUUUGUACCUUUUAAGUCAGAUUUUCAACUUUAUAGCCACUAUCCGAAAAAAAAACUAUAGGCUGGGCAGCACCUCUGACUAGAGAAUGUAUCUAUCUAAAGCUACCCUUUGGUCUCCCAUCCACUGGCGACCCGUCAUUCAGGGCAGAGACCCACCUGUUUUGAGCACCACAAUUUUGCAAAACUCAUGAAAAAAAACAGUUUUUCAUGCUAUUUUGGCAUUAAUACGUGUCACAUAUAUAUAUAUAUAUAUAUAUUUUUUUUUUAUCCGUUAUUUUACCAUGUAAGUUGACUGAGAACACGUUCUCAUUUGCAGCAACAACCUGGGGAAUAGUUACAGGGGAGAGGAAGGGGAUGAAUGAGCCAAUUGUAAACUGGGGAUUAUUAGGUGACCGUGAUGGUCAGAUUUGCAAACAAUGUAAAAAAAAAUAUAUAUAUAUAUAAUUGAGUUAAUAAAGCCGCAUACAGA
Messenger RNA from Oncorhynchus kisutch (coho salmon), 4491 nucleotides. RefSeq names its product finTRIM family, member 14-like (gene ftr14l). Lineage: Eukaryota; Metazoa; Chordata; Actinopteri; Salmoniformes; Salmonidae. The coding region runs from base 514 to 2058 and encodes 514 amino acids. The record is from RefSeq and is a predicted model, not a curated record. Gene Ontology annotation, molecular function: protein binding; zinc ion binding. The transcript has 8 exons.